This is a messenger RNA of Phaeodactylum tricornutum CCAP 1055/1, 570 nucleotides long. RefSeq lists its product with no specific name. The record is from RefSeq and is a predicted model, not a curated record. Gene Ontology annotation, molecular function: phosphatidylglycerophosphatase activity. The transcript has a single exon. Lineage: Eukaryota; Bacillariophyta; Bacillariophyceae; Surirellales; Neidiaceae. The annotation marks the transcript as partial.
AUGGUUCAAUCUAUCAACACCAAGGCUCUCCUGACUAUGGCGUCGGUACUUCGGAGACCGGGGUUGAUGGUUCCUCAGCUCUCGGUAGCAACGGUGUCACAGAUGAAUUUUACUGCUCUGAAGGAUCACGGAAUUGCUGCCGUAAUGUUCGAUAAAGACAACACUUUAACUUCCCCAUAUGAAAAUGAAAUACAUCCUCUCGCAGCCCAGGGCAUCGACGAAGCCUUGCGAGUUUUUGGACGAGAUCGAGUCGCAAUUUUAAGCAACAGCGCUGGAACCAAAGAUGACGUCGAUUACACCGAUGCCAUUAGAAUUGAGAAUGUAUUGGGAAUCCAAGUGAUUCGUCACGAGGAGAAGAAGCCGGGCGGGCUCGACGAAGUGCUGGCACACUUUGAUCUCACUGACCCAGCCACACUGUGUAUGGUUGGUGAUCGACUUUUGACCGAUAUUGUUUUCGGGAACUUGCACGGUAUGUUAACUGUGCACUGCUUGCCACUUUGUUCAGGAUCAGAGAAUUCUAAGGACAAUUGGACGGCAAAAUUACUUCGACCGAUGGAGAAUAAAGCUUUA